Messenger RNA from Hyaena hyaena (striped hyena), 1416 nucleotides. RefSeq names its product family with sequence similarity 89 member A (gene FAM89A). The transcript has 2 exons. The record is from RefSeq and is a predicted model, not a curated record. NCBI's taxonomy places the organism in Eukaryota, Metazoa, Chordata, Mammalia, Carnivora, Hyaenidae. The coding region runs from base 18 to 566 and encodes 182 amino acids.
UGGCCGGGGCCGGCGCGAUGAGCCGGGCCGGAGCGGCGCCGGGAGUGGCGGACGCGGUGCGGGGGCUACGGGUGGACGGGCUGCCCCCGCUGCCCAAGAGCCUGAGCGGGCUGCUGCACUCGGCGUCGGGCGGCGGCGCGUCGGGGGGCUGGCGACACCUGGAGCGGCUGUACGCGCAGAAGUCGCGCAUCCAGGACGAGCUGAGCCGCGGGGGCGCGGGCGGCGGCGGGGCGCGGGCGGCGGGGCUGCCCGCUAAGCCUCCCAACCUGGACGCUGCGCUGGCCCUGCUCCGCAAGGAGAUGGUUGGCCUCCGACAGCUGGACAUGUCCUUGCUCUGCCAACUCUACAGCCUCUACGAGUCCAUUCAGGAAUAUAAGGGAGCUUGCCAGGCAGCCUCCAGCCCGGACUGCACCUACGCCCUGGAGAACGGCUUCUUCGAGGAGGAGGAGGAAUAUUUCCAGGAGCAGAACUCCCUCCACGAUGGGAGGGAGCGGGGCCCUCCGAGGGACCUGCCGCUCCCUGUGUCCCCGCUCUCCAGCAGCGACUGGAUUCUUGAGUCCAUCUAGAAAGGGGUCUCCGCACAGAGGCCACGGCUGCUACCAGACAGCCAGCAUUUGCUUCUCCUCCUGAAGAAAGUUCUUCUGCUCCUCCAUCAUGGGCGGUCGCUGGGUGUGAGCGGCCGGUGCUGCCAGUUUAAUCUGGAAGACCCACGUGGCAGUGUGUUCUGAUGGCCGGAGUUUGUACCUUGUGCCACAUCCUCGGCACCGCGCUGCUCAGGCACUUCUGCCAAGGAAAGAUCUUCCUGCAUCUGUUCCCCGGGGAAGACCCUAUGGGGCAUUUUGCUCAAAGCCACUGUUACUGGUUCCUUCCUUAUGGGUGGUGGACGGUUUGCAUUGUAGGAACUGCCUCUGGGUUGCAACAUAGGGAAACUAACACUUUGCGGCUCCCCUUCCACGGUGCAUUCGGCGGCCUUUCUCGCUUUCAUCUUGUGAGCAUCGAAGGCUCUUGAAUUGGACUUUAUCUGUAAGCUGCACUGCUAACAGCCUGGGUGACUCGGUGAAAGCUUUUUACCAAAAAAGUAAAUGUUUCAGGUCAUACUCAUCGACUGCAUUCUCUUAACCUGUCGAAACAACUCGUAGCCUUUGUCUGUCUGAUGGAGGGGGAGGGAGACACACAGAGAUGUGUGACUGUUGGAAAAGGGAACCUGGGGCAAGCUAAUGUCUGUGUCACUCACUGAAAGGCGGCAAAUGUUUUUUGUUCUGGAAGAUUCUGAACAUAAGCUAGUAUAUUAGCAACUGCCUCUUCCACUCAACAACAAUGAUCACCUUAAGCCUUAAUAUAUUUAUUAAAAUCCUUUAGGAACACUUUACACUUUGUAGGUUAAAAAAUGAGGAUAAAAUGAUAACCUCUCUCUGA